AUGGGCAGAAACAAGAAUAUCAGCAGGAACAAGAAGGGCGGAUUCACGACGGCUACCAGCCAUCACAACACGCAAGCACACCUCCGUGCCAACACUGAUACUAGUAUAUCAUCAGGUUCUGGUAUUGGAUCAUCGACGUCAAACAUCCAGUCCUUCGAUGGCAGCUCCAGGUCAUCGACACCAUUUACCACUACAUCGUACGAACAAGCAAAGCCAGACGCUCCCGCACAGAAACGAGACUCGGUCAUAUCUAGCAACUGGGAAGGUCCGGAGCCUGAUACCAAGUCAGUUCCCAAGCCGGUCCAUCGACGUCAGUGGUGGGGCCUGAAACCUUACGGCUGGUGGCCAUGCCGUACCUACAGAUGGAUAUACAACUUCUUCGCCGCCCUCUAUCGAGUUGCCCACGGUCCCGGGAACAGAGACGUAAUCUUAACUAUUGGCAUGCUAGGAGUCUCCAUAUUCGCCGGCUGGAUAGCCAUGGAACUUAUGCUCAGGAUGUUCCAGUUUACCGCUGCUCAGGACAUUGCUCAAGACGCCAACUGUAGUAUUGUCUAUGUCACCAUUCCGGGUCCUAUCAUCACUGUCUCACUUAUCGGCGCUACACCUUCGAAUCCUGCUCGGGGUACAUACUACUUUUCGGUUGUCAAUGGGACGACGGAGUGGUUGAACAGCAUCGCUCCACCUAGUCGAUUCAGCACCCUCAUGACGAAGACUCCCGAAAUUGCUUCAAUCAUUUCGUCACUGCCCGCAACAGGGUCAACCCCCUCAAGCGUACCCUACGUAAUACCCACUUGGACUCCGACAAUUCCAGUCUCACCACCUUUUACGCCAACAUCUUCUGACUUGGGAUCUACUUUGACGACUGUCGUGUUAUCUGGGACAACUCUGGUAACGACAGUCAUCACGGUGUCGCCCCCUUGGAGUGGAUUACUACCUUCGUCAUUGUCUACACAGACUCUCUUACUACCCGGCCAACCAUUUUCUACAGAGGCACCGUCAGGAUCAACUUCGGCUACAACACAUACUUCCUCAUCUGAUGUAGGGUUCCCUUCAACCUCGAUCAUCUUGAUCACUAUAUCUGGCGAAACCCCCACCACUCUGACUAGCAUCUCGACGAUGAUCGUUAGUGGAGUGACGCCAAUCACCGUAUCCAGCUCUGGCGUACCUGGAACCUUGAACGGUGUGCCGCUGAGAACCACAUCCAGUUUCAGCUUGUCUGAACCUUCGAACAUGGCAUCUUUAUUUACCUCUUCCAGCUCAUCGUUGCCUCUCACGUCCAGCGUAGCGGCCAUACUGACGAGCAUGUCGUCCAAUGGAGAGCCCGCAACCUCGAACGAUGUAUCCUCACAAACCACAUCUGGCUCUAAUCUUCCUGAGAUCUCUAGUACAAUGGCUCCACCUGCCUCCACCGACCCAGUUGUGUCAACCAUGUCGAGUGUCUUGACAACACUCACAAGUACUUUGCCUGGGAGUCAAAUCACGACUGUCACCAUUGUUUCCCAGACCGGUGUUAGUGUGUCGGUUUCUGGUUCUACGUCUGAUCUCAGGAUAUCUAUGAUCUCGAGUGCAUCACCCAGUUCUGUACUGUUCGUGCCUUCGUCUCUUCUGGCAACACCUACAGACACCUUCUCCGGCGUUGUGGCUACGACAAGUACCAGUAUUUCGACGACUGCGGUCAGCGGAGUACCGACAUCGCCACCUGGUUCUGUUUCGCCUAUGACCUCAAGGGUUGUGUCAACGAUCACAAGUAUUAUAUCUGGUGGGCAAACGACAACCAUCACCAUCGUUUCGACGUCUGUUGUCGGUGCAGCACCUUCUUUGCCAGCAUCGUUAGACUUCACUAGGACACCUGCGAUCCCUCAACAACGCCCGGAGAACUAUUCACCGCUUCAAGUCAGUUUUUGA
Dothidotthia symphoricarpi CBS 119687 is the source of this 1905-nucleotide messenger RNA. RefSeq lists its product as uncharacterized. Lineage: Eukaryota; Fungi; Ascomycota; Dothideomycetes; Pleosporales; Dothidotthiaceae. Bases 1 to 1905 code for a protein of 634 amino acids. The transcript is spliced from 2 exons. The record is from RefSeq and is a predicted model, not a curated record.